Messenger RNA from Aphanomyces astaci, 426 nucleotides. RefSeq lists its product as hypothetical. The record is from RefSeq and is a predicted model, not a curated record. Lineage: Eukaryota; Oomycota; Saprolegniomycetes; Saprolegniales; Verrucalvaceae. Bases 1 to 426 code for a protein of 141 amino acids. The transcript is spliced from 2 exons.
AUGGCGGCCCUCGCUGGCCCGACCAACUACAGCCACGCAGCCUUUGGCAUCAUCUGCAGCAACUGGGCCGCAUCAAAGCAUGACGUACACAAGACUAUGCGGAUGUUCAUGUUCCAGUUGCUGGCAAAGACCAGACUGCCUCGGAUAUCCUCGACCUCCAGCAACGACCCGUUGCCUCCCCCUCCAGACCAUCUGGUGCCUCCCCACCCGAACGACGUGGUGUCUCCCCCUCUAGACCAUCUGGUGCCUCCCCACCCGAACGACGUGGUGCCUCACCCUCCAGACCAUCUGGUACCUACCCACCCGAACGACGUGGUGCCUCCCCCUCCAGACCAUCUGGUACCUCCCCACCCGUACGACGUGGUGCCUCGCCCUCCAGACCAUCUGGUGCCUCCUCACCCGGACGAGGUGCUCGGUUGCGUGUAA